AUGUGGCGCACUCUGGAAACCCAGGUGUGCCCAUGCCUGGGACACAAGUCUCGACUCCAUGCGUUCAGUAUCAUCAUCCGGCCCCUCUUUGAGUCAUUCAAUGGCAUGGUCUCCACGGCCAGCAUGGAGAGCCUCACCCAGACCUCUCUCGCCUGGCUGGACCAGCACUGCUCCCUCCCAGCCCUUCGGCCAACUGUCCUGAGCUCCCUCCGGCAGCUGAGCAUUUCCACCUCUAUCCUAAGCGACCCGGCUUGCAUCCCGGAGCAGGGCCACAGCGGGUCUGUCUCCUGCCUGGACUUCAGCAGCAAUGGCAAGUACCUGGCGUCGUGUGCUGAUGACCGCACAGUCCGGCUGUGGAGCACCCGGGACUUCACGGCGCGGGAGCAUCGCUGUCUGCGCGCCAAUGUGGGGCUGGACCACGCUGAGCUCAUUCGCCUCAGCCCCGACUCACGGGCAUUCAUUGUUUGGCUGGCAAACGACGAAACUAUUCGUGUCUAUAAAAUGACUAAGAAGGAUGAUGACAGCUUCACCUUCACUGCAACUUCUGGGGACUUCCCAAAGAAGCACAAGGCUCCUGUCAUUAACAUAGGAAUUGCAGAGACAGGAAAGUUUAUCAUGACAGCUUCCAGUGACACUACCAUCCUGAUAUGGACCCCGAAGGGUGAAGUCCUGGCCAGCAUUAACACUAACCAGAUGAACAAUGCCUACGCCACAGUGUCGCCCUGUGGGAGGUUUGUGGCAUCCUGUGGCUUCACCCCUGAUGUGAAGGUGUGGGAGGUGUGUUUUGGCAAGAAUGGAGACUUCCAGGAGGUGGCCAGGGCUUUUGAGUUGAAAGGCCAUACUGCUGGCAUACAUUCCUUCUCCUUCUCUAACGACUCAAGGAGGAUGGCGACUGUGUCCAAGGAUGGGACAUGGAAGUUCUGGGACACGGCCGUGGAAUAUAAGAAGCAACAGGAUCCGUACCUGCUCCUGACGGGGAAGUGUGAGGUGACGGAGCCAUGUCGCAUCGCCCUGUCCCCCGACGCUCGCAUUGUCGCCAUCUCUAGUGGCACAGACAUUGUUGUGUACAACACGAGGCGAGGCGAGGAGGAGGAGCGCUUUCUGGCUGUGCACGGACAGGCCAUAACAGACUUGGCUUUUGACACCAACAGCCGCUACCUGGUGUCCUGUGGGGACCGGGCCAUCCGUGUCUUCCACAACACCGCCGGUCACCGUGCAGUGGUGGAAGAGAUGGAGGCCAUGCUGAAAAAAACUGGGAACAAGGCCACCCGUGAGCGGCUAGAGCAGCAGAUCUCUAGUGCCCGCAAAGCACUGGCAGCCAUCUAUGGCAAGAAGCACUAG
Molecule: messenger RNA, 1341 nt
Organism: Charadrius vociferus (killdeer)
Lineage: Eukaryota; Metazoa; Chordata; Aves; Charadriiformes; Charadriidae
Gene: TBL2
Product: transducin (beta)-like 2
Exons: 8
Coding region: 1-1341 (446 amino acids)
Biological process (GO): endoplasmic reticulum unfolded protein response
Cellular component (GO): endoplasmic reticulum
Molecular function (GO): protein binding
Source: RefSeq, a predicted model, not a curated record